Rosa rugosa (rugosa rose) is the source of this 552-nucleotide messenger RNA. Its product is annotated as alpha,alpha-trehalose-phosphate synthase [UDP-forming] 1-like. The record is from RefSeq and is a predicted model, not a curated record. The transcript has 3 exons. Gene Ontology annotation, biological process: trehalose biosynthetic process. Gene Ontology annotation, molecular function: catalytic activity. Lineage: Eukaryota; Viridiplantae; Streptophyta; Magnoliopsida; Rosales; Rosaceae. Bases 1 to 552 code for a protein of 183 amino acids. Gene Ontology annotation, cellular component: cytosol.
AUGGAGAAUAUGUUGAACAAGCUACAGACCAACCCCAAAAUCAAUGAAGAUUUCGACAGUGGUGUAAAGGAGUUUGAGGCAAGGUGGAUUGGAUGGGUAGGGGUAAAUGUGCCAGAUGAUAUUGGACAGAGGGCACUUACUAAAGCUCUAGCUGAAAAGAAGUGUAUCCCCGUCUUCCUUGAUGAGGAGAUUGUUCAUCAAUAUUACAAUGGCUAUUGCAACAAUAUUUUGUGGCCCCUUUUCCAUUACCUUGGGCUUCCACAAGAAGAUCGACUUGCUACCACUCGGAGUUUCCAGUCGCAAUUUUCUGCAUAUAAGAAGGCAAAUCAAAUGUUUGCAGAUGUAGUUAAUGAGCACUAUGAAGAGGGUGAUGUUGUUUGGUGCCAUGACUACCAUCUUCUGUUUCUUCCAAAAUGCUUGAAGGAAUAUAACAACAAAAUGAAAGUCGGCUGGUUUCUCCACACUCCCUUUCCUUCCUCUGAAAUUCAUAGGACACUGCCAUCACGAUCAGAGCUCCUGCGCUCAGUUCUUGCAGCUGAUUUAGUUGGGUAA